Messenger RNA from Sphenostylis stenocarpa, 1080 nucleotides. The record is from the annotation of a GenBank genome assembly. NCBI's taxonomy places the organism in Eukaryota, Viridiplantae, Streptophyta, Magnoliopsida, Fabales, Fabaceae.
AUGGAAAAGUUCUUCAACCCAUCAGGAACUUCACUUUUGGUACCAUCAGUUCAAGAGUUGGCUAAAGAGAGUAUAUCUAAUCUUCCACAAAGAUAUAUUCAGCCUCAACAUGGACAAGAAAUGGUGCUCACUCAAGAACUUAAUCAUACCCUUCAGAUUCCAGUAAUUGACAUGCAGAGGUUGCUUUCUCAACAAUCUGGGACUUCAGAAUUGAAUAAGCUUCACCUUGCUUGCAAGGAAUGGGGAUUCUUCCAGCUUAUAAAUCAUGGGGUUAGUGAUUCCUUGGUGGAGAAAGUAGAGUUGGAGAUUAAGGAAUUCUUCAACCUUCCAAUGUCAGAGAAGAAAAAGUUUUGGCAGAGUCCAGAACAUAUGGAGGGAUUUGGACAAUUAUUUGUUGUCAGUGAAGAUCAAAAACUUGAUUGGAAUGAUAUGUUCUUUAUGACCACCCUUCCUACACAAUCCAGAAUGCCCCACUUAUUUUCACAACUCCCUCUUUCUCUCAGAGAAACACUAGAGGUUUAUUCAGAGAAAGUGAAAGAUCUAAGCACGAUGAUAAUUGGGCAUAUGGGAAAAGCUUUAGGGAUAGAAGAAAUGGAAUUGAGAGAAAUGUUUGAAGAUGGGAUACAGACGAUGAGGAUGAACUAUUACCCUCCCUUUCCUGAACCAGAAAAGGUGAUUGGUAUCACAAAUCAUUCAGAUGCAGUAGCUCUAACCAUCCUCUUACAACUCAAUCAAGUUGAAGGACUGCAGAUAAGAAAAGAUGGCAGGUGGGUUCCUGUUAGGCCCUUGCCUAAAGCCUUUGUUGCUAAUGUUGGUGACAUCAUGGAGAUUAUUACAAAUGGAAUAUAUCGAAGUAUUGAGCAUCGUGCAACAGUGAAUUCUGAGAAGGAAAGACUUUCAUUAGGAACAUUUUAUAGCCCUAGACAUGAUGUUGAAAUAGGUCCUUGGAAAAGCUUGAUCACUGAAGAAACUCCACCACAAUACAAAAGAAUUAGAGUAGAUCAGUAUUUUAAAGAGUUUUUUGCUCGGAAACUUGAAGGAAAGUCUUACAGAGAUGCCAUGAGAAUGGAACAUAAUUGA